AUGUCUAGUUUCGAGGGGCCAUGCUCGGCCGGAGACGCCUCCGAUUACAUCAGCACCAGCAACACCGCCCUGCCUGUAAGCAUCACGCGACGCAACAUAGCGUCCGGCGGUCUUGGAAUCCUCCAGCACGCCGCCGCUCUAGGCGAUGAUGAGUCCGGCCGUGGAAUCCUUGGGUACUAA
Colletotrichum spaethianum is the source of this 180-nucleotide messenger RNA. RefSeq lists its product as uncharacterized. The transcript has a single exon. Lineage: Eukaryota; Fungi; Ascomycota; Sordariomycetes; Glomerellales; Glomerellaceae. The record is from RefSeq and is a predicted model, not a curated record. Bases 1 to 180 code for a protein of 59 amino acids.